Molecule: messenger RNA, 4266 nt
Organism: Haplochromis burtoni (Burton's mouthbrooder)
Lineage: Eukaryota; Metazoa; Chordata; Actinopteri; Cichliformes; Cichlidae
Product: interleukin-1 receptor accessory protein
Exons: 10
Coding region: 214-1806 (530 amino acids)
Molecular function (GO): interleukin-1 receptor activity
Source: RefSeq, a predicted model, not a curated record
CCAAUGAUCGCCCUUGACGGCAGAACCAGUAAGUAGGUGUACAGCGUACACUGUAGUGUAUGGCACUCAGGAGUAUUAGCUUAUUACGUACACGUUGGUAAGCUUUUUUUCAAACUUUAUUUGAAAUUAUAAGCGAACAGUCAGACAUUCCAGUUCAGUUCUCUUCACUUUAGCUCCUAAGAAGAUUCGUGUUGAGUUUUGACGUGAGACGAUAUGAACGGAAAAAUAAGCCUUCUCCUUCUUUUUCUCGUCUUCCUUACAUCGACACCAGGUGUGUGCCCACUGAGUUUCCAGGAAGUAAAUGUCGAGGCAGGUGAGAUGGCGGUACUGCAGUGCCCUUCUUACAGAGAGUACCGUGAUGGAGAUGCUGAGGUGUUCUGGACCAGUCACACCGUGGAUAAAAUGAAACUCUUCAACAUGUCAACGUCAGCUGAGCAGAGGCAGAUGGGUGUGCUGGUUCAUGGAAGAAUCCUUGUCAUUCUCAGAGCUUCAGUAAACCAUCAGGGGAAUUACUCCUGCUCUUUUCGGAAUUCCAGCAAACAGUCCUGGAUAAGCCUCAAAGUUUAUACAGCACAGUCCAGAGACUCUGAGCAAAUGAACCAGAUCUCUAAAGAAUGUUACACAGAGGAGUACUGCAAGUUGUAUUGCCCUGAAAAAAAUGUUCCCUUUAACACCCUGAAUAUCACCAGAAGCGGCAUCACAUGGCACAAGGAGGGCGGGUCAUCACCAAAAGACGGUUACUUCCCAAGUGUGAAAAAAGAGGACAGUGGCAACUAUACCUGCACCCGGUCUUACCUGUAUGAUGGUCAAAUAUAUAACAUGACCUCUACGGUGAAACUUGAUGUCCAACCAAGCAAAAUAACUAAGAAAGCAGUGAUAAUUUCACCAGAGAACAAGCAGGUAUUUGAGGUAGAUUUAGGUUCAACAGUGGUGAUUGAUUGUAAAGCAGUUAUGAUGUCAGAGACUGAUGACUUGUUUUGGUUAAGUGGAAGUUCAUUUGUGGAUACAGACACUAGUCUACCAAUUUUCUAUAAUGAUACACGGGUCAUCAGCACAGAGGAAAUCAGAAUGAGAACAUCUCUAAUCUUCAGAAAAGUGUCAGAGGACGAUCUGUCAAAAAACUAUACCUGUAAACUGCAAUCUGCCUACCAAACAAGCUUAGUCACUAUCACUCUAAAACAAAAAGCUGCUCCUUCCUCUUGCUUUGUGGCUUUAUGGAUUGUGGGCUUUGUGCUGAUGGUGAUGGUACUAACAGCAAUUAUUUAUGCAAAGUUUAAAGUCGACAUCACGCUUUUCCUUCGUCUAAUUCUUGGCUGCCAUCGAACCAUCCCAGAUGGAAAAAGCUACAACGCCUGCUUGAUGUAUUACAAGAGUAGCACAGAUCCAGGACUAAAUGAAGAUGACAGAAAAAGGCUGGAAAGUGAAAUGAAGUACAGACUUGGUUAUAGUCUCUGUUGCUACAGUCCUGAUGUUGUACCAGAGAGAGGAGAGGCUGUGUUAGACUGCAUAAAGCAGAGUCAGACAGUGGUUCUGGUCCCCUGCUCAGAAGAUUCUGGUUCAGGAGUCGACCUGCUGAAAAGUAUCCAAGCAUCCCUCAAGAAGUUGCAGACUCACGUGGUUUUGAUUAAAACUGAGACAGCCGGAGUCUUGAGCACAAGUUCAUCUUUAGAGGCCUUACAACUCUGCAAAGCUGCAGACUGUGUCACCUGGAAGGGAAAAAGCUCGAUGCUGCCCUCUUCUGCCUUCUGGAAGCUGCUACGUUAUUACCUACCUGCCCCACAGAGAGCACCCAGAGCUUUAAUAUGACUAUACAGUAUAUACUAUACAGUAUUUAGGAUGUAUUUCCUCCACUGAAUACACACACAUGUAAAGGAAGCUCUUAAAACAUGUGGUUAUCCUAUUUGGUCUUUCAUCAAGUCAGCAAAGAGGCACAGAGAAGACGAUCAGACAGAAACUAGGGAGGAUCAGAAAGACUAACACAACAUCCCAGUGUACUUCAGACCCAGCCACACAAAAAGUGGUUCAUCCGAAAGACAGAACUCCUAAACACAAACUUAACAAUGUGGUGUAUGCUGUACAGUGUAGCGAGGAAUGCCCAGACCCCUACAUUGGAGAGACCAAACACCCACUUCAUAAACGCAUGGCACAACAUAGAAGAGCCACCUCCACAGGACAAGACUCAGCAGUCCAUCUGCAUCUAGGACAAAGACACUCCUUCGAGGACACCAAUGUUCACAUUUAGAACAGAGAAGACAGAUGGUUUAAAAGAGGAGUGAAGGAAGCCGUCUAUGUCCACUGUCAAUGACAAUCUAUGAACAGAGGCGGUGGCUUACAACACCAACUGUCUGCCAUCUAUAACCCAGUUUUGAGAUCCCUUCCCAGACGCCUUAACGACCACUCACAUCCUGGGCCUUUUGACCUCAGGAAAUCGUAUGAUAGGGUUAGGGCUAGGUUUCACUAUGAGUACACCCGAAACCAUGCAUGAUUGCUACCCACACCCGUUUUCACACCUUGGCUCAUGUGAUUAGGUAGAGGAUCAAUAGGGGGCCCAUGUCCCUCUUGGUGGGUUACUCCCAUAGAGCUUAAAUCUGGGACUCUCCAUCAUUUGACCCUAGAACUGAAGAAGCUUUUCGGUUGAGAGGUGAAAAGUCUUCAAGCAACUUUAAGAAGUCCAGACGCUUUUCUUUCCAAGCUCCUUAGACUGCAAGCUGGAGAGGAAGCAGCAUCUCACUAAUCCAGAAGAUCUUCAUUUAGUCUGGAUAAAAGCAUAACAUUUUAACUAUUAGAGGAAAUAUUUAUUUAUAACUAUCACACAAAUGUAUCAUUAUAUACAGACACUUUUAUUGCUACUGAUAUAUUUAUUUAUAUAUAUUUUUUGUCAUGUUCUGUAUAAUAUUGUACUUUUCUGUUAAUAGUGUUAUUUUGUAUUUCCUUAUGCUGAUGGGUUUGUUUAUUGUGUUAUCUUCUGAUAUCUGGUAUUGGUUCUUUUUUUUCCUUAUUUGUGCCUCAAGUUUUUAGUUUGAUUAUACAGUUAUGUUCAAAAUAAUAGCAGUGUGUUUUAAAAUGUGAGUAAAGCUCAAAAUCAUCAUAAACACGUAUGCCAGCCAGGAUGAUUUGACAACCUUUCACAAUUCCUCUGAAUUUCUUGGUUUUGCCUCAGAAACAGCAUUUUUGAUGUCACCCAACAAGUUUUCUAUUAGAUUAAGGUGUGGGGAUUGGGCUGGCCACUCCAUAAGCUUCAUUUUGUUGGCAGCAUGACCUUAUCAAUUAUUUUGAUAUAAGCAAAUUGAUCCAUGAUCCCUGGUGUGCGAUAAAUAGUUCCGACACCAUAGUAAGAGAAACAUCUCCAUAUCAUGAUGCUUGAACUACCAUGCUUCACCAUAUCAUGAUGCUUGAACUACCAUGCUUCACCGUCUUGAGAGUGUACUGUGGCUUGAAUUCAGUGUUUGGAGGUCAUCUAACAAACUGUCUGCGGUCCUUGGACCCAAAAAGAACAAUCUUACUUUCAUCAGUCCACAAAAUGUUUCUCCAUUUCUCUUUAGGCCAGUCGAUAUGUUCUUUGACAAAUUGUAUCGUCUUUAGCGCAUGUCUUUUUUUUUUUUAGUAGCGUGACUUUGCGGGGGCUUCUUCCUGAUAGAUUAGCCUCACACAAGCAUCUUCUAAUUGUCACAGUACUCACAGGUAACUUCAGACUGCCUCUGAUCUCCCUGGAUGUGGUUAUUGGCUGAGUCUUUGCCAUGCUGGCUAUUGUUCAAUCCAUUCGAAUGGUAGUCUCUCUGGUUUGGCUUUCCAUUUUAAAGCAUUGGAGAUCAUUUUAGCUGAGCAGCCCAUGAUUUUCUGCACUUCUUGAUAUGUUUCCCCCUAUUGAAUCAACGUUUUGAUUAAAGCAGGCUGUUCUUCUGAAUAAUGAAUUACCUCACAGAUUGGACUCCAUAUUCUCCGCUUGUACUUUGUUGUUGUCUCUCUAAGCCUUCUGGUUCUGUAUCCAUAUGUUUAAUGAUUUCUGGAGACACAGGAUUCCCAGACUUUCAUUUACAUAUUCUCUGGUUUUCUGGACUUUGUAACUUGACCCAGUAUUUCAUAUUAAACCUUUGCGUUUGCGAUGGCAGAAAUGAAGCGUUCGAGAGAUCAAAUCAUUUGGAACAGCUGUUUUGGAAAAAGAUUUGAUCUUUUGGAGAAUUUGGAACACAUUACUACAGCGACAUCUGGUGGCCAAAUAAAUGUGAUUUUAAAUUAUUGCACUGAAUAAAUGUGAAUGUUUUCAUG